GGCUCCCCGGGUGGAGGGCCUCUUGUAGCAGCGGCCGCCUGUCCCCUCCGCGCCGCCUUCGACGCCGAGGACGGUGAGGCACUCAACGGCGAACCCGAGAUCGACCUCACCAGUAAGAGGGCACAGGAGGACGCCGAGGGCUGUGUCACUGAUUCUUGACAGCCAGGAACCUGACCAAAACUCUUGACGAAGAGAGAGGAAUGUGUUUCUCCCACAGUCUCCAUUUGUGUUGUCAGCCUGUCUCCCAUUCCUAGAAAUCUGCAGGCACUAUGAAAGCGAUAGGAAAUCUGAGGUUUCUAGACCCCACAUGGCUCCCACUGUUAACUGCUCAAUGCCUCGCAAAGUGGAAAGAACAGAAAUGGAAAUUUUUGACUUUGUGAAAACCUCUGAAAACCACAGCUAUGUAGUGCAAACGUGGAGGGGAUUGCUCAAAGCUAAAAAGCAGAGAGGCCAAGAUGGAGGGCCUCUCUUUGACCAAAGAGAUGGCAAAGAACAGGCUCCCUGUGUCCAAGAAGCUAGCUGAAGAGAUCUUCAAACCAGAGAGUAAAGUCUUGCAGUGACCUAGGAAAUGGCAGAACUGGCUGUGGGUGCAGAAGCCAUUAGAAACACUGAACAACACUGGAAGGUGUGAUCAAUGAAAGCUGCUAUUGGUUCCACACAUCCUUCUCUUGACACCCCACUACACUGCAUCAUCUGUAAGCUUCAUCGGUCCUAGGCUGGUGAUGGUGAGUCCAACUUCAGAGCAAUAUGACAGUUUGCUCCGGCAGAUGUCAGAGAGAAUUGAUGAGGGAUGUGGGGAGACCAUCUAUGUCAUCGGUCAAGGAUCAGAUGGGACUGAAUAUGGUCUGAGCGAGGCAGACAUGGAAGCAUCCUAUGCCACGUUGAAGAGCAUGGCAGAGCAGAUCGAGGCAGACGUGAUCCUCCUGCGGGAGCACCAGGAGGCCGGGGGAAAGGUGCGCGACUACCUGGUUCGGAAACGUGUGGGUGACAACGACUUCCUGGAGGUCAGGGUAGCAGUGGUUGGCAAUGUGGAUGCAGGAAAAAGCACAUUGCUAGGUGUCUUGACACAUGGUGAACUAGACAAUGGCCGAGGCUUUGCUCGGCAAAAACUGUUCCGCCAUAAGCAUGAGAUUGAGUCAGGACGCACCAGCAGUGUGGGCAAUGACAUUCUGGGCUUCGACAGUGAGGGCAACGUGGUGAACAAGCCUGACAGCCAUGGUGGCAGCUUGGAAUGGACAAAGAUCUGUGAGAAAUCCACCAAGGUCAUUACUUUCAUUGACCUGGCUGGUCAUGAAAAGUACCUGAAAACCACCGUCUUUGGCAUGACUGGCCAUUUACCUGACUUCUGCAUGCUUAUGGUUGGCAGUAAUGCUGGGAUUGUUGGAAUGACCAAGGAGCACUUGGGCCUGGCACUUGCACUUAAUGUUCCCGUCUUUGUUGUAGUGACCAAGAUUGACAUGUGCCCUGCCAACAUCCUGCAAGAAACCCUGAAGCUGUUACAGCGACUGCUGAAGUCCCCAGGGUGCAGGAAGAUUCCCGUGCUGGUUCAGAGCAAGGAUGAUGUCAUUGUAACAGCCUCCAACUUCAGCUCAGAGAGGAUGUGCCCCAUUUUCCAGAUUUCUAAUGUCACUGGGGAGAACCUAGAUUUGCUGAAGAUGUUUCUUAAUCUCUUGUCUCCACGGACUAGUUACAGGGAAGAAGAACCAGCAGAAUUCCAGAUAGAUGAUACUUACUCUGUCCCGGGUGUAGGAACAGUGGUGUCUGGGACAACACUGAGAGGCCUCAUCAAGCUAAAUGACACCCUGCUGCUGGGGCCAGAUCCCCUUGGCAACUUCCUACCUAUUGCUGUCAAGUCUAUCCACCGCAAGAGAAUGCCCGUCAAAGAAGUGCGGGGAGGUCAGACUGCCUCCUUUGCUUUGAAAAAGAUCAAGCGUUCUUCCAUCCGGAAAGGCAUGGUAAUGGUGUCACCCCGCCUGAAUCCACAAGCAUCGUGGGAGUUUGAAGCAGAGAUUCUGGUGCUCCAUCAUCCCACCACCAUCAGCCCACGGUAUCAAGCCAUGGUGCAUUGUGGCAGCAUCCGUCAGACAGCCACGAUUCUCAGCAUGGACAAGGACUGCCUGAGGACAGGGGACAAAGCCACGGUGCACUUCCGCUUCAUCAAAACCCCAGAAUACCUACACAUAGACCAGCGGCUGGUCUUCCGUGAAGGCCGCACCAAAGCUGUGGGUACCAUCACUAAGUUACUCCAGACCACCAAUAACUCCCCAAUGAACUCCAAGCCACAGCAGAUCAAGAUGCAGUCAACCAAGAAGGGAGCCAUUAUGAAACGAGAGGAUGGUGUUCCUCCAGCUGGGACAGCGUCUGGGGGCCCACCAGCUGGGGACGAGGCCCCCUCAACAGCUGCAGCGCCAAUGACACCUCCUGCCCUGCAGCCAUUGCCUGCGCUGGAUGAAGAGCCCCACAUCCGUGAGGGCAAUAAGUCUAAAGUUGGAGGAGGAGGACGGCGACGUGGAGGUCAGCGCCAUAAAGUGAAGUCUCAGGGAGCCUGUGUGACUCCUGCCAGUGGCUGCUGAAAUUUCUUACUCCUCCCUCUGAGGAAUUUCUCCCCUUCCCUUCAUCUGUUAUCCAAAAGAUCGAGAGCAGCUUAAACCAAAACCCAUCCAGCUGAUUGGCUGCAGAAGAAUCGUCCCUCCUCUCUGAAGGAAGCGAUGGAGAGGAGAAUAAUUUAUAAGCUAACGAAGGUGAUGAGACACACAGAACUGAGUAACUGACACCUUCUUCCUCUCCCUAUGACACAUUUUUGUACAUCAUGGGCUUAGUUUUUAUUCUUAGUUUUUAUUAUAUUUUGUGUGCAUGAAGAUGAGAGGAGAGUCUGAAUAGAACUGUGAAGAGCCAGUUAGCUGCCUCCCUCCUCCCUCACCUCAUUCUGUCCACAGGACUUGCUGCUCUCCUCCUCUUUGCUGUCUCAAAUCCAGGGGUUAUCAGACGCUGGAAAUUCCAGACUUGCAAAGGUUAGAACACAUUGCUUAGGAUGGCUCCACAGGGCAUUGUUUCCUCACCACUGAGGCCCCAUGCCAAAUUUCUGGAUUCUGUUUCCAAGUGGGUUUAAUAUAAUGUUGUAGUGACUGAUGUUUGAAGGAGAUGGUAAGAAAAAGUUACUUUGGAGAUCUGACAGGGAAACAAAUUGGAAAGCAGUUUUUGAUGUUGAGGAAUCCCAUACUGAAAAACCUUCUGAAAUACAUUAAUAGCACUUAAGAUUUUAUUUAGAGACAGAAUUAAAUGGGCAGGCAUUUGCCAAUCCUGUUCCCCUUCCCAUCAUGCUGCUUUUUCCUCAUUGUUUGCUCAGUGCACAUUGGAUUAAAUCAAAGCUGCCUCUCAAGGCUGCAGCAGCUCAGUUGACAGUAUUAAGAAUAUAUUGUAGGAACAUGUGUUCUGUCUCUAGAGCCUGAGAAAGCCACCUCACUUCGAUGGACAGAGAUCACAGGUGGUUACACACCUUUAGAACAGAGACACCAGGCAAAUGUGACCUCCCCUUGGUUUUGUUUACUCCAGUAUUUCCUAAAUCUUUUCUGGAACUCAGUGGCCAAACUUUGCCAUGACAGCAGUAGGAUUUGUCUUCUCCCGUCUUGGUCGAAGAGGGCAGUGAUGGCUUGCUACCGAACUUAACAGAAGUGCUUUCAGGUUUGGAAGUACAUGGUAAUUUUUCUUUCUUUUUUUUUAAAAAAAAGAAAAGAUUGUAAGGUGUUUUUCUUUUUUUUAUGACAAAUUCUGGCUUUCCUAGGAAGGCCCUGCAAGGACGGUCUUUGAAUUAACUUAAUUGUUACGAUGUUCAUUAACCCUGGGUUGUGCACGUGAUCAGUUCCCUGCUGAUCUCUCUCCUAACCCUGCCUCUUGGCUCCUGCAAGGACAGGAGUUCUCCUCUGCCAGCUUGUGGUGAGCUGUGGAAGUGUGGGAGCAUUUUGAGGGAGGAGGUGGCAUCCUCAGCAAAUCGGUGCUCUCCCCAGCUGAUGCGGUCAGCCUCGGUUUCUUUGAGGGCUUCCUCCUCCAGUGAAGGAUUCUGUUCUAAUUAGAGGGUGACUGUAAGGUGUCUGCUCCUCCUUAGCGGGUUGUUCCUGUUUCUCACUCUGUGACACCUGCGUGGAGUUCAUUCCAGUUCACCUUGUGAUUUGGGGUAGGCUUUCAAGCUGACUGAGCAACAGCAGGCCUCUGGAGGGGAGAGCACGUCUCCCAAUGCCAGCACCAGCACUCCAAGAGCAUUAAGUGGCAUGGGAGAGGUGAGGAACGUGGUUUGGAGACGAGGGUACUUUGCCUUAGGGACUGCAGUGGCUUGAGCAUAGUGGAAGGGGUGGUCAGUCAGUCCUUUCCAAGCUAUGUGCCUAAAUACCAGCACUCUCCUAGCGAGGGAGGAACUAUAGGCAGCUACAACACUCAACAGCACCCGCAUUGUGAGAGGGUGUGAAGUGUUGCCAAGCAGGGCACGAGGGCCUGGUUGGGUUGUCUUCUGGCCCUGUAGCAGCAUCAAACUGCAUCUGAUUUCACUGCCCUCUGCGUCUGAGUGGAGCAGGGAACACAGGGCGGUUUUCUCUUUCUUCAUUCCUUGUGCUCCGAAUGAAGGAGACUGCCGAGACUGGAAGAGGAUUUACUUCAGUUUGUGCAAAGGAGGUGGUGUGAUCUCUCUUUUGUGACCAGCAUUUAAAGAUCACUCAGGCUGGUGUGAUCUAUAAAAUAAAUUUUAAAGAAGUUUGUUCCAAGUUAAA
Molecule: messenger RNA, 4757 nt
Organism: Pezoporus occidentalis (night parrot)
Lineage: Eukaryota; Metazoa; Chordata; Aves; Psittaciformes; Psittacidae
Gene: GTPBP1
Product: GTP binding protein 1
Exons: 15
Coding region: 723-2573 (616 amino acids)
Biological process (GO): translational elongation
Molecular function (GO): GTP binding; GTPase activity; translation elongation factor activity
Source: RefSeq, a predicted model, not a curated record